Messenger RNA from Siniperca chuatsi (mandarin fish), 4906 nucleotides. Its product is annotated as guanine nucleotide-binding protein G(olf) subunit alpha-like. NCBI's taxonomy places the organism in Eukaryota, Metazoa, Chordata, Actinopteri, Centrarchiformes, Sinipercidae. The record is from RefSeq and is a predicted model, not a curated record. Gene Ontology annotation, cellular component: heterotrimeric G-protein complex. Gene Ontology annotation, biological process: adenylate cyclase-modulating G protein-coupled receptor signaling pathway. The transcript has 27 exons. Gene Ontology annotation, molecular function: GTP binding; G protein-coupled receptor binding; G-protein beta/gamma-subunit complex binding. The coding region runs from base 133 to 2190 and encodes 685 amino acids.
GAUGAGAUCCCUCCGCUAAUGUCGGAACUACUUUCUCGCUCUGCGCCUGCGCGGCCUCGAACUAAUGAGUAAAUUAGCGGCAGCUGUGCGCGCGGCCGUGCGCGCUCCCGACAGACUGCGAGGAGAGACACGAUGAUGGAGGUGAAGGUGGAGGACUGUCUGAUCCGUGGAGACUCGUCUGAUCUGGUUUCUGUGCUUCACUAUGAAGGACUGACCAGCACCACACUCACCAGGCUGGACCAGGUGGUUACCAAGGAUCUGCGUGGAUCCAGUUUCAGCAGAGUUCUGGUUGUGUUGAAGUCUUUAGAGAUUCUGUCAGAGAACAGAGACGACCGGCAGACGCUAAUCGACCACGGACUGACUGCUAAAGUGGUGGUGUGGUUCGAAGCCGUCCAUGACCUGCUGACCUCUGACCUCCAGAAGAACUCCGCCCCCCUGCUGAGCCUCGCUGAGGAGUUCUAUGACUACUUCCUGCUGCUGGGUCAAUCUUCUCUCCCAGUCAGUCAGCUGUCUGUGGUUCUUCUUCAGUUGGCUCGGUUCGCUCUGGAAUCAGAAAUCCACUUUCCACUGAGACUGGAGGCCAUCAGAACCUUUAACAGCAUCCUGGAGUCUCUGAGCAGAGAGCAGAGGAGACUGAUCCAGAAUGACCAAAACCAGACCCAAAUACUAUCCCAGGUGGCGGCAGCAGUUCUGACAGUUGGAGACUACGAGCUGCAGGUCAGCCUAUCAGAGGCUCUGUGUCGUCUGACUCCCAGGAAGGACCGAGAGCAGAGAGCCAAUCAGUGGUUCUCCAGCCGUGACAUCAGCAGCGCCUUCUGUGACAUCAGAGACGGAGACUUUGAGGUGGACUGUCGCCGUUUUCUGAACUUUGUCAACUGUUACCAUGGAGACCUGAGGAGGGUCUACACCUUCCCCUGUCGCAGAGCUUUUCUCGACUCCACUGAGCUGUUUCGUCCAAAAGACGACAAACUGGAUGCGUUCUGGAUAGACUUCAACCUCAGCUCUGGGUGUGUGAGCUUCUUCAUUGAUGAGCCUCAGGGUUUUCUGUGGGGGUCCAUCCACCUGCUGAAGGAGGAAGUGGAUCAGUACAGUCUGCAGGUGAACCUUGACGGAUGCACUGGGGCAGAGACGAUCCUCAGGGUCCGGCUCAACAAUCCCAUCAUGCACCACAACUGCCGAGGCCAAACAGUGGAGCUGAACUUUGACUCUGAACACCACCGAGAGCUGGAGGAGGCUGCUGGGAGAGUCUUCAUGAAAGUCAAGAGUUCCCCCCGUCUCAAAGACACAGGUGGUACAGUCCAGGUGUCCCCUUCUGCAACCAAACAGACUGGUCGCUCCUACAGCAGGAAGAAACCACAGAGCAAGAGUCAGCUGAAGAUUUUGCCUCUGUCGUCUCCGAGCAGUGAAGAAGACUCCUCUGUGAUGAAGACUCGAGGCAGAAACGCAGCAGAGCUUCUGUUUGAUCAGAUCAGACACUCGACUCCUACGUACGACUCAGGUGUUCCUGUGGGGGCGGAGCUAAAGAUCUCACAGGAACAGACAGAGGAGUUUGGAGGAAGCAGCUCUCCUUUAAAAAACGAAGUCUUCAGUUUUGACAGGAAGAGAACUGCUCCAGAUUCAGGCUACCUGUCAGACCAAACUGAGGGCCAGUCGUCCCACAAGAGGAGGGCGGAGCAACAGCAAGAGGGGGAGGAGUCUAACUCACUACUGACAGAGGGGUCACCUGAGGGGGCGAAUCCACCGGAGGAGGAGGAAGAGGAGGAGGAAGGGCUAUUUGGUGAAGUAGUGGAAUCACAUGUCGAGAAGGAGGGGCCUGUGAUGGAGUCAGGCAUUACAUCUGCCUUCAACACCUUCAAAAAACAACUAGAACAACACUUCAAUGGCUGCCAGCAGAACGUUGAAACUGAAGUUCUCCUGUCUUUAAAAGAGUGUCAACAACACGUCUCUUCACUGCUGACAGCUGUCCAUCAACAAAGGUGUGUGUUGCUGCAGAGGUUUGAGAACAGCGUCACUGAUCAGCUGAACCGACUGCAGGAAAACUCAACCAGCCUGAACUCCAUAAACACACAGAUCCUGAGUUUUUUCCAGUCUGAGAUGCAGCGACUGGGCUCCUUCUGUGAUGAACACCUGCAGAGUUUGAAGACUUUGGAAAGUGGAGAGUUGGGGACGGAGCAUUCGUCCAGCCAAUGAAGGAGGAGAAGAGAAGAGCUCGUCCAAUCAGGAAGAGACUUACAAAUGUUUGUUUUGUAAUGUUUAUGUUACUUUUCAGAUCAGAUUUGUGAUCCAGUUUCACCGUCUGAGUCCUCGUCUCAGAACAGAAAAUACUGAUCACAUUCAGAACAGGAACGAGUGGCCAGCUGUCAACACGAACGUGUAUUUGUUAGUCAGGAUCACGUCCGUUCACCAGACGUGGUUCAGAUUUUAGUGAUUUUUGUGUUUUUGUUUCCACUUGAGUUAAAGGAUCAGUUUCUUCUCUGAAGGCAGAAAAAACAAAUAAAAACAAAGUCAAUGAAUCCAGUUUUCUUUGAGUAGAAAACCUGUUUGACCAUACUGUUGACUGCAGCGUCAGCCUGUUACCAUGGUAACAGCUGACAGCGUGCAGUGACUUUAAAGGGCCACAGGGCGGAGACAAACCACCACCAACAGACUCAAACAGUUCGAUGCAGCGACGUCUCCACAGUGUCGUUCAGUAGAGAAAAUACAUCAACAUGAAAAAAUAGGAACGUUUAGGGCGAAAACAGUGAAAAUAUGUAAAAUUCAGUUUGAAAUAUAAUGAAAGUAACAAAAUGUGAAUAUGCAGAUUGUAAAGUGUAAAGAUAAACUUUAUUGAUCCCACACAGGGAACAGAUGCAGAGUAAAACUACAUACAUACAUUAUGUGUAGAUACAAAAUAAGGCAUUAGAAUUAAAAUGAUUAAAUACCAUACACCAACAUAAAUAGUAUACUAUACUAUAAAUUAGGAUGAGAGAAAAGUUAUGUCCAGUUGAUGGAAGCAAAUAAGACAGAAUUUAAGAGUCAGAGAGGAAGAAAUUAGGCUGCUACCUGCACGGAGACAUUACUGAAUAAUAAUAUAACAAUAAUCUUCACUAUGUACUGACAAAGUGUGCUGAGACGUUUGUACAAGCAUUUCAUAUAUUAUACCUUCAGUAAUAUUUUACCGUAAUGCAUAUGUUAUUAUUAUUAUUAUUCUAUGCUUGUACAGAUGUGCAACAGUGAUGGACAUCAUAGUGUUUUAUCCUGCAGGUCCAGGAUCUGUGUUUAUGAGACACAGUUCUGAUCCUUUUUAGUCUGAGGAGUGAAAUCACUUACUCAGCUGUUAAUGUGAAGCGCUGAUAUUUAUUAGCAGGCAUUAUUAGGAGCUGCAGGAGAUGGAGGUCAGACCGAGACGUGAACACGUUCAACAGGAAAAGAGAGGAAAUCUUUGUCUGGAAGCAGAUUUCACAAACACAAGGUCCUCACAACUGUUUAUAUACAACUAGGCCACUUUCUAUCACUAUAAUGAGGAAGUGCUGUUAAUAACAAUAAUGUUCAGCUUUGAUUGACACUGUAGAGGUAUUCAUUUAACUAUAUGUUUAUUAUUGAGGUUGUAGUUUGCAGUGAUGUGGAACUGGACUAAACUAUAUUAAGAGUUGAAUUAACAAAUUUUAACAAACGUUUCACUAUGUUUCAUAAAGGUACAAGAUGUAGCUAUUAGCUUAUAUAGGUGUACCUAAUAAAGUGCGUGUCUGUAUAUACAUAGGUACACCUUUGUAAGCUAAUGAGAUCUAUCUAUCUAUCUAUCUAUCCAUCCAUCCAUCCAGAUUUAAUCAAAUCUAUUCAGCUUUUCUCAGUUUUUUUUUCAGUCUCCAAUAAAUAAUAAAUACAUCUCCAAUAAUUGUUGCAACAGAUGUCCUGUAUGUUAUUAAAAUGCAGUAUAUCUGGAGUUUUCUGGAAGACAUGUCAGCAUAUCGGUCAGUUUGCCUACUCCAUGCCGAAGACUACCCGCCGGUCACCAUGCCGACCAUAAACCAGCUGCCAGUCAGACUUUAGCUGAACCUCAAACUCAUUCACAUCCCAAAAUAAAUAAAAUCAGACAUCAGUCAACAGUCAAAAUCUCUUCAGUUAAACGGGGAGAAUACAAGACAUCCUUCCUGCAUCGAUCGGUCAGAUAUUUAGAUUACAUAUACAUUUAUACACAUUUAUUCACUUUCAUACUUUGAACACAUUAACAAUAAAUAUAUAAAUAUAAAUACAUCAAACUGUGAGAAGUUGAGGAGCUGACGUAAGAAUUUAAACAGGUUGUGAUUUGAUUUCUGUCCAGCAGUAAAAUAUUCAGAUCUUUUGCUUCAGUGUCUCCUGACCUCCGACCUCCUGUCUGCUGGUCCAGAGCCAGUUCUGGUCUAACAGAGUCCAGACUGAAACCACGAGAAACCACGAGAGGAGUUUGUGUUUGUGAAUCCCGCUGCUGGUUGUCAGGCAGCAAACUGACACGAGAGGAAAAACAGCAGAAUCCCCAAAGAGACACAGAGACGACUAAUGAGACGCUAUUAGAGACCGGGGAGGGGGGAGGGGGGACAGGUAGAGAGAGACAGAGAGAGAGAGAGCAGCUCAGGUGUUUCUCUUCUCACUCUAACAAAAGAGAAAACAUCAGCAAACCACCAGGAGUACUGGUUCUGUCCCUCUGAACUGGACCUGAACUGGAUUUGAACUGGACUGCUGGAGGACAGACGAGGAUGCUGAUUGGUUAAGGAGCUGGUUUUUUUCAUUUUGGACUUUAAUGGGCGGACAGAAAGACGAUCUGAUCUGGACCUGCUGAGACACGACAGCUCAGUGAUCACCGACAGCUUCAGGUUCAGGUGUGAGCAGUGAUGUCAUGACAGUUGAGAUGGGCUGUCUCGGAGGGAAGACGGAGGAAGAACGACUGGAU